Molecule: messenger RNA, 1128 nt
Organism: Pyrus x bretschneideri (Chinese white pear)
Lineage: Eukaryota; Viridiplantae; Streptophyta; Magnoliopsida; Rosales; Rosaceae
Product: branched-chain-amino-acid aminotransferase 2, chloroplastic-like
Exons: 8
Coding region: 16-969 (317 amino acids)
Biological process (GO): branched-chain amino acid metabolic process
Molecular function (GO): branched-chain-amino-acid:2-oxoglutarate transaminase activity
Source: RefSeq, a predicted model, not a curated record
AUUCCCACUGAAUUCAUGUACAUCAUGAAAUGUUCCAAUGGAGGUGAAUUCUCACAAGGCCAUCUCACUCCCUAUCGAAACAUUGAGCUCAGCCCAUCUGCUGGAGUCUUGAAUUAUGGACAGGGUUUAUUCGAAGGUCUUAAGGCGUACAGGACAGAAGAUGAUCGAUUUCUGCUCUUUAGGCCUGAAGAGAAUGCUUUAAGAAUGCAGAUGGGGGCAGAGAGAAUGUUAAUGCCAUCACCAUCUACUCAACAAUUCCUGGAUGCUGUGAAGCAAACAGUCCUUGCCAAUAAGCGUUGGAUACCACCUCCAGGGAAAGGAACGCUGUAUGUUAGGCCGUUGCUCAUUGGAAGCGGACCUGUUCUUGGCGUGGCACCGGCAGCAGAAUACACAUUCCUCGUAUUUGCUGCUCCAGUCGGUAUUUAUCACAAGGGCCCAAAAGGCCUGAACUUAUAUGUCGAGGAUCAACUGCAUAGAGCUACUCCUGGUGGAACUGGAGGUGUCAAGUCCAUCACCAACUAUUCGCCGGCUUACCUAGCACAACAACAAGCAAGGGCCAAGGGGUUUUCUGAUGUCCUAUUCCUGGAUUCUGUGACCGGAAAAUACAUAGAGGAGCUGACAGCAUGUAAUAUUUUCGUUCUGAAGGGUAAUGUUCUUGCAACUCCAGCAGUUCAUGGAACUAUUCUUCCUGGAAUCACUCGUAAAAGCAUCAUCACCAUCGCCCUCGAUUUUGGAUACCAGGUCGAGGAACGUGUAAUUCCGGUGGAGGAUUUGCUUGAAGCUGACGAAGCUUUCUGCACAGGAACUGCUGUUGUUGUCACCCCAGUUGGUGCUGCAACUUAUCAAGGCAAAAGGGUUGAGUACAACACAGGAAAAGGAACACUCCUUCACAAACUGCGUGAAACCCUAACAGGAAUCCAAACAGGGCGUCUGGAAGACAAGAAGGGAUGGACCAUGGAGAUCAAUUGAGUUUUCUCCUCCGUCUAUAGAUCGAACGUUCCAAAUCCGAAUAGUUAAUCUGCUCUUCUUUUCAUUUUUUUUCUUGGUUCAACCUUGUUGAAUAAUUUGAUGGUGUAAACAGAACUAAACCUUGCUCAUCCUGCCCCUAUUUUAAUAAAAUUCCGGAAA